AUGUCCGCUGAAGACGAUGUCGAAAUGCACGAAGAGCAGCCGAUAGAGGAUGUGGAGGACACGGAAAGCUCCGACGAAGAAGAAGAAGACGACGAGACGGAAGACGAGGACGAAGAAGUGCCUGAGAAUCAAAGACAGGCUUACAUUCCGGGACUGAGCCGACCGCUGAAGAACGGAGAGGAGUUGGACUUUGAUCCGAGUGCCUACAAAGUUUUCCAUAGCUUUAAUUCUGAUUGGCCUUGCCUUUCGUUCGAUGUUGUUAAAGAUGGACUUGGUGAUAAUCGCGUUCAAUUCCCGGCAGAAUGCUACAUUGUCAGCGGAACUCAGGCGGAUAAACCGAGAGACAACGAGAUCAUUGUGAUGGGAUUGAAGAAUCUUUCGACGAUGCGGAAACAAAAAGAGAACAAAGGUGACGACAGUGACACUUCUGAAGACGAAUCUGAAGAUGAGGACGAGGAAGAGUCAAAGAAACGAGAGCCAAAAAUGCACGCAGUAUCAAUUCCACACUUCGGCGGAAUCAAUCGGAUUCGUGCAGAUCGCCUCGGAGACAGUACUGUGUGCGCGUGUUGGAGUGAUCAGGGACGUGUUCAAGUGUGGAACAUCACUGAUGCAUUGAACUAUUCACAUGGAAUGAGUGGAGAGUCAAAGACCGAGGUUCAGAAGGUUGAUAGACCAUUGUUCACUAAUAAUGGUUCGGGAAAAGAGGGAUAUGGCCUCGCCUGGUCGUCUUUGAAGACGGGAGAUCUCGCUACUGGAGAUAUUAUUAAGAAGAUCUAUUUGUGGCAAAUGAAGGAAGGAGGACAAUGGGCAGUGGGAGCUAAUCCGUUGACUGGUCACAAGAAAAGCGUCGAAGAUCUAUCCUGGUCACCAACUGAAACCGGCCUUCUCUCUUCUUGCUCGGCAGACGGAAGCAUCAAACUCUGGGACACCCGUUCCAAUCCGAAAGACGCAUGCGUUUGCACCGUUCAAAAGGCUCACGAAUCAGAUGUCAAUGUUAUUUCCUGGAAUCGUCACGAGAAUCUGAUUGUGUCUGGCGGCGAUGAUGGAGAACUGAAAGUUUGGUCGCUUAAGACGAUUCAAUUCGGUCAACCGGUUGCUGUAUUCAAGUAUCACAAUGGACCGAUCACUUCAGUUGAAUGGCAUCCAGAUGAAACGACGACGUUCAUGGCAUCUGGAGAGGAUGAUCAAACGACGAUGUGGGAUAUUGCAACGGAAGCAGAUGGACAAACGAACAUUGAUGGUGUGCCACCGCAAUUGAUGUUCGUUCAUAUGGGUCAGAAAGAGGUCAAAGAGGUUCAUUGGCAUCCACAGAUUCCUGGAUUGGCUAUCAACACGUCGAUCGAUGGAUUCAACGUCUUCAAGACCAUCAACAUCUGA
Caenorhabditis briggsae is the source of this 1377-nucleotide messenger RNA. NCBI's taxonomy places the organism in Eukaryota, Metazoa, Nematoda, Chromadorea, Rhabditida, Rhabditidae. Bases 1 to 1377 code for a protein of 458 amino acids. The transcript is spliced from 4 exons. The record is from RefSeq and is a predicted model, not a curated record. Gene Ontology annotation, molecular function: protein binding.